GUUUGUUAAAUAAUUAUAUUGUCAACCUAUACUUAUUACAUGUAAAAUUGUUAGUCCUAAGUGUUCAAAAUAUAUAUAUGUCUAUUAGUAUCACCACAUGUAUGUCUCUCUGGCCUUGUUUACACCGUAUGGACUUUUAGUACAGAUUAAGCUAGUGCGCAUCAAACGUUUGAUUAAAGUGCGUUUACAUCGCACAACGUAUGUUUGUAGUGAAAUGUCAGAAGUCAGAACCACGAGCUUCGUGAUCAGUGAUCACCGGAACGCGAACAUUCAUUUGUACGUUAUAAAAAUUAAAAAUGAAUGUAGAAAAUAAUAUUGGAAUUUUAUUUUCCACUCUGUUCGACUUUUAAAAAUCCUUCAAGAUAAUCGGAAGAAACAUAUACGGCAAUUACUUAUAUAUUCGUAAACGAUAUGAAUUAAAAAUAAAGUUACAGAGGUUAUGUUUACAACAAAGAAAUGAGUUAUUAAUGAAGUGGUUACAAAUUAAUAAUUCUAUAUCAAUACCACUAACAAUGGAAGGUAUAAGAUAUCAAAGAAUGUGGCAAUUAGAGAGAAGUUCCGAUUUUUGGAAAAGAAUUUUGAAUAUUCAUUAUAUUCCAAAAGAAUGGUUGGAAAGUUUUCGCAUGACAAAAUUCAGCUUUUCUGAAUUAUGUAAUAAACUCAGAAAUGAAUUAGAACCAAAACCACAAUAUCUGAAACCUAGAGAACCUUUAUCUGUUGAAAAACAAAUAGCUGUGGCUUUAUAUAAAUUAGCUAGCACUGCAGAAUAUAGAGUUAUUGGCAAUACAAUGGGUAUCCAUAAAUCAACUGUUAAAAAGUGUGUAUAUAAAGUAGUUAAAGCUAUUAAUCAAAUUAUGCUUCAAAAUUAUAUAUACAUGCCUCAUGAAAAGGAGGCUAAAUUUAUAGCUCAAAAUUUUGAAGAGAAAUGUGGUAUUCCACAAAUUAUUGGCAGCAUUGAUGGGACUCACAUUGAAAUUAUUCCACCAAGUGAAGGAUGUAAAGAUUUUGUUAAUAGAAAAGGAUGGCCUUCAUAUAAUGUUUUAGCAGUAGUCGAUCAUAAUGGAAGGUUUAGAAAUAUUGUGGCAAAACAUCCGGGAAGUUGUCAUGAUGCUGCUGUUUUAAAAGAUAGUACUCUUUAUAAGAAUUCUAAUACAAUAAUACCUAAGGAAACUCAAAAUUAA
Nylanderia fulva is the source of this 1181-nucleotide messenger RNA. NCBI's taxonomy places the organism in Eukaryota, Metazoa, Arthropoda, Insecta, Hymenoptera, Formicidae. The record is from RefSeq and is a predicted model, not a curated record.